AACUUUCGUCUAAGUCCUGCUGAUAUCUCGAUUUUUUCUUUGUCUACACGCGGCACUGUGUUUGUUGUAAGAGCUCUGAGUACAACAGUCGCGGUGGAAGAGACGCCGGGGAAGAAGAAGAUGGUGAAAGGGAUUAGGGUUUACGAGCAUGGCGGUCCUGAGGUUCUGAAAUGGGAAGAUGUGGAAGUUGGGGAACCAAAGGAGGGAAAGGUGUUUACAAGCCAGCUUCAAUGCCCUUCACACCAGGUAUGGAGGCUGUUGGAGAGGUGGUAGCUGUUGGGUCGGGAUUGACUGGCAGAAUGAUCGGUGAUCUCGUUGCUUACGCUGGAAAUCCGAUGGGUGCGUAUGCUGAGGAACAAAUCCUUCCAGCGGAUAAAGUGGUUCCUGUUCCUUCAUCUAUUGAUCCUAUCGUUGCAGCAUCAAUCAUGCUCAAGGGUAUGACUGCACAGUUUCUCCUUCGCCGUUGCUUCAAGGUCGAACGUGGGCACACAAUCCUUGUUCAUGCUGCAGCUGGUGGAGUUGGGUCUCUGUUGUGUCAGUGGGCAAAUGCGCUUGGAGCUACUGUCAUUGGAACUGUCUCGACCAAUGAGAAAGCAGCUCAAGCCAAAGAAGAUGGAUGUCACCAUGUUAUUAUGUACAAGAACGAGGAUUUCGUUUCCCGGGUCAAUGACAUUACAUCGGGUAAAGGAGUCAAUGUUGUUUAUGACUCUGUGGGAAAAGACACCUUUAAGGGAUCAUUAGCAUGUUUAAAGAGCCGGGGAUACAUGGUGAGCUUUGGACAAUCCUCGGGAUCUCCAGAUCCGAUUCCAUUAUCUGAUCUUGCUCCAAAAUCUCUCUUCUUGACAAGACCUUCCAUGAUGCAAUACAAUGAAACUCGGGACGAGCUCUUGGAAUGUGCAGGAGAGGUUUUCGCCAAUGUUACAUCCGGCAUCUUAAAGGCUCGUGUGAAUCACAAGUACCCGUUGUCUCGAGUCGCUGAUGCCCACGCAGAUCUUGAGAAUAGGAUCACCUCUGGCUCCGUUGUGCUCUUGCCUUGAAAACAUAUACAAUGAUGUUAGUAUCUCUUUCAAUAAGGGAAAUGAGAUUCCUUUGUGAUGGAAAAAUACUAAAUGUACCUUUUGGACCUGAAUGACAAUUUGAGAAUACAUUUAUGAUUAUCCU
This is a messenger RNA of Arabidopsis arenosa, 1161 nucleotides long. NCBI's taxonomy places the organism in Eukaryota, Viridiplantae, Streptophyta, Magnoliopsida, Brassicales, Brassicaceae. The record is from the annotation of a GenBank genome assembly.